AGAUCACCGUCCAUUGCGUACCUGGAAACGGUGCAAACGAGCUGAGGAAGACAACGCAAAGCAGCAAGGCAAGCACCGUACCUAUACUUUUAUAACAAAGCUAUCAACACGUCGGUGCGCGUGUAUUCUACGUCGGGAACAAGAGAGGCCGUGUGUGUCGCCAGUUGUAUCGCAUAAUAGUUCUACUUUGUUUUUUUUCUUUGUUGCUUGAACAUACUCCCCAUUCGACUUUGUUUUGCUCUGCACACGUGUAUAUAUUUCUUUGUUUGAGCAAAUUGAGUCUUUUAUUGACUUCAAUGAAGUCGACGCGCCUGUUUCGUAAGCCAGCCAUCAUGGGGCUGAAGGAGGCGAUGGCGGACAUCGAGGAUGGCAUCACCAUAGCUGUGGGCGGCUUCGGCUACGCGGGAGUACCCUUCGAGCUUCUUGCUGAGCUGAAUCGGUUGAAGCGGAAAGAGUUAACUUUGAUUAUGGCCAGCAUGUCUGGCGAGGACUGCGGCAUUGGCCCCCUCGUACGAGACGGCCAACUGAAGAAGGCUGUCACGUCCUACAUGGGCGAGAAUCGCGUGUUUGGAGAUUGCUUUACCGCCGGCAAGUUCGAUGUGGAGUUGUGUCCCAUGGGCUCGCUCGCCUCGCGGCUGGAGUCGGGAGGCACCGGCAUCUGCGGAUUCUACACCACGACGGGCUACGGCACCGCGGUGUCAGAAGGCAAGGUGCCACAACGCUUCGCCGCCGAUGGCAGCGGAGACGUUGAAGUCUACUCCGCCCCACGCGAGACACGCUUGGUGGACGGCAAGUGGUGUGUUUUCGAAACCGCGCUGCACGCAGACGUCGCCCUCGUGCGAGCCCGUCGCGCCGACCGGCGCGGCAACUUGAUGUUCCACGGCACUGCGCGCAACAUGAACAUCGCCGCGGCCAAGGCAGGCAAGCUCUGCAUCGCGCAGGUGGAGGAGGUGAUAGAGUGCGGGGAGCUGGACCCGGACGAGAUCCACAUGUCCGGCGCUUACGUCGAUCGCCUUGUCGUUGUGCCGGAUGCGUUGAACAAGUUUGAGUUCCUGGUCACGCGCGAGGAGUCGCAUCAUCAGAAAGAAAACCACAACGACGCGAAGCACCGCAUUGCCCGCCGUGCCGCUCUCGAAGUGCAAGACGGCAUGGUCAUCAACCUCGGCAUCGGUGCGCCUACCUUGGUGACUCCGUACGUCAAGCCAAACACGGAUGUGCUGCUUAUGGCCGGCAACGGUCUUCUCGGCGUGGGUCCUUUUCCCAAUACGGAGAAGGAGGCAGAUCCGGAUAUCCUCAACGCGAGCAAGCAAACCGUUACGGUGGACCGCGACGGUGGGGCGAAGUUUAUGGACCUGGUGGAGUCGAUGGGGUUUGUCCGAGGCGGUCUCGUGGACAUGGCGAUUAUGGGCACGAUGGAGGUGGGCGACAAUGGCGAUCUCGCGAAUUGGAUGGUGCCUGGGGGACGCUUCAGCGGGAUGGGCGGUGGCAUGGAGCUCGUGCAGAGCGGGUGCCGGGUACUGAUUCUCACGACGCACACCAACAAAGACGGCUCUCCGAAGAUUCUGCGCCGUUGCCGCUGCCCCAUCACCGCGGCUGGCGUGGUGGACAAGAUCAUUACCGAGUUGGCCGUGUUUGACGUCGUGAAGCCUGGGAACGGGCUCAACUACCUUGUCUUGACGGAGCUCGCGGACGGUGUAACGGUGGAGGAGGUGAAGGCGAAGACGGAGGGCGAGUUCCGCAUUUCACCCGACCUGUGCCCGAUGAAGCAGGCGCCCGUCCCUGAAGGCGCGUAG
Molecule: messenger RNA, 1793 nt
Organism: Leptomonas pyrrhocoris
Lineage: Eukaryota; Euglenozoa; Kinetoplastea; Trypanosomatida; Trypanosomatidae
Product: putative mitochondrial succinyl-coa:3-ketoacid-coenzyme a transferase- like protein
Exons: 1
Coding region: 297-1793 (498 amino acids)
Biological process (GO): ketone body catabolic process
Molecular function (GO): succinyl-CoA:3-oxo-acid CoA-transferase activity
Source: RefSeq, a predicted model, not a curated record